CUCGCGGCUACCGACGUUUCUCUUUUCUUAUCAAAAAGAUGAAUAAAAUUUAAAAAAAGGUAGAAAAGCUAGUACCAUUUGCGUUCGAUAGAAAAGCAGAUGGCGCUAAUAACUUAAUGGCGUUUUGUUUACGUUGCUAGUUGCUAAUGCCGAUGGAGCAGGGAUAUAAUUUCCAACUUAAAGGGAAAUUUAUACAAUGAUUUAACUGAUUGCAGUGUAAAUAAAUUCAAGAUGGCACUUAUAACAUUAAAACCAUUAGAUGAUGGCCAGAAGGCUGUUGAAAUACCUAAAGGGAAAACUGUUAUUGGGCGAGGACCUUUACUUGGUUGUAGUGACAAAAAAGUUUCUCGAAAUCAUGCAGUUUUGGAGGUGACGAAUAAGGAUGAAGUUUUUCUUACCCCUACACAUGUGAAUCCCUGUUUUUAUCAGCCAACUGCUGACAGUCCUGGUCAGAUAUUGAAAAAAGAUGUGCCGUGUAAACUUGAAAAUGGCGAUUCCUUCUCUCUCCUACCUCGUGCAUAUCGUUAUCAACUCAAUAUCAAUCCUUCUGAUCAAAAUGAGGAGGGAAAAACAAAUGGUUCCACCGUAGAUCAUUUACAUGAUGGAAAUACUACAAAUGAAGAAUUUGGGGACACCAUUGUGUCUGAAAAAGCAUUUUCAAAAGAAGAAAAUGUGGAAAAAAAUUGUUUAAAGGAAGAAAACACUUUCUCAAAGAGAAUUGCAGAAAUCAAAGGAAAUGAUGAGAACAACUUUACAGCAAAAAACUGUGAUGAAAGCAGCACCAGUGUUGUAGAACCGACGCAAAAUAAAAGUGGUGCUGAGGAGCCUGCACUCGAGAGUAAGGAUAACGAUGCUUCUGCGGACUCAAAAAGUGUUGAUGAAACAAUCGAGGAGACUAAGAACAAUGUUUCUGGAGGGGAAGAUAAAACUGAAAUGGAAACUCCAGAAUCUCAAGAAGAACCUCCUCUGGAG
This is a messenger RNA of Parasteatoda tepidariorum (common house spider), 972 nucleotides long. NCBI's taxonomy places the organism in Eukaryota, Metazoa, Arthropoda, Arachnida, Araneae, Theridiidae. The record is from RefSeq and is a predicted model, not a curated record.